AUGAAGACGAUCUGGGAAAAAGAAGAUGGCGAUGAAUUUGGUGGUGGUUGCCGGACGUCGGCGUUGCUGCCGGAGACACAUGUUGGCGAAGGAGGAGAAAAUGGAAGCAUGUUUGAAGGAUCAACGAAGUCGAUGAUGAUCGUACGAGAAGAGGAAGAGGAAUGUAAUUCAUCGAGUAGUUCUUCGAUCGGAGACGACAGUGACGACGAUCGGGAAGGAGAUGUCGAGAGUCGUUACGCAUAUGAUCAUCAUAACAACAAUGGAUCCUUCGAUGAUGCAAUUCAAGCCCUGGAACAAGCGUUGCCAAUCAGGAGGGGAAUAUCAUCAUUCUACAAUGGGAAAUCGAAAUCUUUCACGAGCUUAGCGGAUGUGUGGCCAUCAACAUCAUCUUCCAGUUCCAGUUCCAAUUCCAUACAAGACAUUGCAAAACCAGAAAAUGCUUACACAAGAAAACGAAAAAAUCUGGGAGCUUUCAAACUAUCAAACAUAAACACUGGAAGGAUAUCCAAGAAACCGAAAACCACAACAAUGACAACAUUUCAGCAAUCUCAAGUCAACAGACCACAAUUGUCGCUGAGAUCAUUCUCAAUGGUCAACUUGCAUCAAUGCAAUCCCACAAAGAUUGAAAACUGUUAG
Lactuca saligna is the source of this 636-nucleotide messenger RNA. The record is from the annotation of a GenBank genome assembly. Lineage: Eukaryota; Viridiplantae; Streptophyta; Magnoliopsida; Asterales; Asteraceae.